Messenger RNA from Trichoderma harzianum CBS 226.95, 724 nucleotides. RefSeq lists its product as hypothetical. The record is from RefSeq and is a predicted model, not a curated record. The coding region runs from base 224 to 586 and encodes 120 amino acids. Lineage: Eukaryota; Fungi; Ascomycota; Sordariomycetes; Hypocreales; Hypocreaceae. The transcript has a single exon.
ACGUUCAGGAGGGGGCGAAGUUUACUCCAAGAGAUACUGAUCCUGGCCUCCGCCGUCCUCAACCUCUAAACCCAACCACAAACUAUCGUAUAGAACCUUGAGAAAGCCCUCUUCAGCUCUGCUUCUUAAUACCACCGAGUUCACUCGCCGCGACUUCAAACACUAUAUCCGCAGGCAAGCCUACGCUAGAAUGACCCCCUGAGGUCUGUGGGAUGCUGCUGAGAUGCCGCGACAAUGGCUACUUCCAAUGAUUGAGUCGAAUGCUGUGACGCUGUGGCGAGAAGAUGCCUCCCGAGCUGACGAUGUUCUCACCAAAAGCAGAGGCGUAGAGAGGCGAGGGAGGACAAGCCGUCCGUCUGGGAAUGCGAAAUAUCGAGGUUCGAGGGUACAGUCUGGUUCCCUUCUGCAUAGAGAAGGCUCGCACCGUCAAAUGAGCAGCGUCAGGUCGCCAGAGCUAUCAUUGAGGAGGGAAAACAAACAGAGUUGGAUGGGCAGAUGGAGCGAUUGCUUAGAGGUUGAUGCUAAUCUGUGGUCACGUGAUUUAUCAAUUAUCAGAUGCCGCACGGGCCCAUUGGUGGUGAAGUAGCUGAGCCGGUACCUUUGUAGAGACAAAUGUUCUGAAGAACCGAGAUCUAAAUCAAGGAAACAAUAGGCGCGUGGGCACAUUGUUUCGCGAUGCAGAUACCUAAUAACAAGGGUUUGAUUACACUCAUCUACUUCCAAG